UUUAGCACUAUGUGAUUGCUGUGAAAAUGGCACCAUCUGGUACCUUUAUGCAGAUACGCGACCUGUACUUACAGAAGAGACAAAUAGGCCAACGCCUUAAACGUGAAGUGUUUAACUUUGCGUGUGAAACCUUCAUAGUUAUUGUCGAUGGCAUUGAGUGGGUUGCUACAGUGCCAAGGCGCAGCAAGCCAGACGAUCUCGUAUCAAUGAGAUUCUCGGCUGGCAAUGAGGUGGAGAGGACGCUUGUCGGAAUGCUUGGUAGUGGCGCCAAGGAGGAGAGCCUGAAGAGGUACAUCCGUGAAGGAUUGGCUAUGAAAACAAACGAAUACAAGGAGCGGGUUGUCUCAGCUGAAGCCAGGGUGCCUGCACACAUGCAGAUCAUCAAGAAUGCAGCAGCUUUGCCGCCGGCAGCUGCUGAGUGGGGGCUGCCAGGCAGCCAGCAUGCUGCUGGCAGCCUCCCUGAGCACAGCAGCGGGUUGUGUACCAUGCCAGGGGUCCCUGCACGCAGCACGGCUUUGUCUGAGCAUGCCGCUUCAAGCUUUGCGCUUCACCUCUGUGCCACCAGUGUCAUCACGUCACAGGCAGCCAGCGCGGCUGACAGGACCAUGACAACAGGAGGUGAUGCUGCCAUGGUGGACCCGGUGAAGCAUGGCGGCACUGGUGAUGCUGGCGAGUAUGGGGUGUCCGAGGAUGGCACAGAGGUCUCUGGUGCUGGCCAGAGCAAUGGGCUGGCCCCUUCAGAAGCAGGCGAACAGUCAGAGGAGCUGGUUCAUCGAGGCUUUGGUGUGUGCAACGAGACCAGGAAGAGAAAGCGGGCCCCAAACAUGACCCGGCUGGUGGCGGACGAUGAGGAGCAGCAACGGGAGAUGGACAGGGGACACAAUGAUACAGAUGAUGCCGCUCCACGGUAUCCACGCAUGGCAGGACAGCAGGAUGAGCUGCCAUUGCCCAGCCCACGGUUUCCAUGCACGGUAAGACAGCAGGAGGGGGGCGCCUCUGCUACUGUGCAGCUGCCACCGCCGGCGCCUGGGGAUGCCCAUGGUGGUGAGGCGGCUGCUUUGCCAUCCCCGUCAGCUGCAGGACCAGCAGCCAUUGCCGGCCCACAGUUUCCGUGCACGGUAAGACAGCAGGAGGGGGGCGCCUCUGCUACUGUGCAGCUGCCACCGCCGGCGCCUGAGGAUGCCCGUGGUGAUGAGGCGGCUGCUUUGCCAUCCCCGUCAGCUGCAGGACCAGCAGCCAUUGCCAGCCCACGGUUUCUGUGCACGGUAAGACAGCAGGAGGGGGGCGCCUCUGCUACUGUGCAGCUGCCACCAACGGCGCCUGGGGACACCCAUGGUGGCGAGGCGGCUGCUCAAGCAGCAGACGAGAGGAGACUGCUGCCCAAUGAUGAAGCACACCUUGAGCGAGAGAUCCACCGCAUGGCUGGCGAUAAGGCAGCAGCAAUAUUUCAGCGUGGGGACCUUCCCGCAUGGCAGGGAGGGCUACCAUGGCUUACCCAUGAGGGCAGGCUCCGACUCAGCAAUGGAACCGGGAGGCGUAUGAUGGUCAAGCUGGACAAGCCCCCAUUCGUCGGCAGACGCUGCACGUGGACAUGCAGCCUGGCAGAGGGAUGUCGUUUGUUGCAAUCGUGCCAUUGGAGCAGGACCUCGAGCUGUGGGCGUUUGCUGCUCGGGCAGAGCCUGCUGCUGCAGCUGCUGCUGCAGCAGCAGAUGAUGCCGAAGCAGGUGAUGCAAGCAGAGCCGACAGAAGCAGUGCGGCAGGGACAGCCUGGCCAGAUCAUUUUCCUGCAUGGCAACACUGUGCAUGCUGGGGCGGCUGGCAAGGCUGGCACCUGGAGCCCGCACCUCCACUGCUGGCCCAUGAAUGGGUUGGGACGUGCUUGUGUUCUGUCUACCCUGGGACUUGAUGGUCAGACCGGCAGGGUGGCGCCCUCACCUGCCUUCCUUCACCUGCCUUCCUGCAAACUAGACAUGAAGUUGCAUCAGCUGCUGCACCUCGCAGAGCGAAUUGAACACCUUGGGCCAAGUUUCACAACCGCGAUGUGGGGCUACGAAUCACUGUGGAACCAUUUGGUGAAGCUGAUGAAGAACAAGCAGUACUCCGAGGCUACCUGUAUGCGCAGCUGGAUACAUAAGGAGUCGGUGAUUCUAGCUGCGGAGAGGUUACCCGAGGGCCUCUGCUCUUUUGAACCCCCACAGGACGCCGUGUCCGCUGGAAAGUUGACCCAUCAGCAGAAGGCAUAUUGGACAGUCACUAAUUCCACCGGCCCCAGCGUUGACACUAUCUCUAGAAAUGCUGCAAUAGGAUUUAAGCAGGCACGGCGCGAGACCCUUCCGGAAGGCUUCCUCCUGGAGAUGCAUGAGACUUACCUGCGCCACAGCACCGACUACUCUGAUUUAUUUGGUGUUUUCACCGCCUGGCUGUGGGAGCAGUGGACUGAUGACACGACCCCGGGGCCAUUCCUGUCCGACUAUCUUUCACACCUGAGGCUAAGGACCCAUUCAAGAAGGACGCUGUUGCACCGGGACAGCCAUGGCUCUGUGUCCAUGCGGAACAAGGUGCUUGCCAAGUGCUGCCUCAGUGAGCUGUGGUGCCAAGAUGUGUGGGUGCAGCCGGGUUUGCUGUUGGGGUCAAAGCCGGUCAGUGGUAUACAUCUCGCAGGCAGGUUCUUGGAGAAGCUCGUGGCCAUCAAGCUCAACAACAACGUGGCACUCACUGCAUUCGAUAGCAACAAGCCUAAGACGUCACAGGCCUGCUGGUUCAUCACCCGGAGAUGCAACUCCAGCGACAAAAUGUGGGCGGGGAAGGUGCUGGGCUUGUACCGCUACAGGUUGCCAUUGAACAGGGAUAAGUUCGAUGUGGUGCUGGAGGUCGAAUGGCAUGCUCCCCUGCUGGGGAACAACAGUGAUGCCGAAGUUGCGGUCGACCAGUUCAUGAAUGUCCCCUUGGUGGACGCCAGGGCUGCCAGUGUGUCCAACACAGGCUCUCGUUACUACCUGGCUGAGGAUGUUGCGCCUUGCCGGGUGCACAUCUUGCCACACCCCAGUAAGCGGGGCGCCCUGUGUGUUCUUUCAAGAAGCUACAGCUUCAUGCGGGUGGCUGGCUGGGAGGCCCUGCAGCCACAGACCCCAUGGGCGAGGUCACGGUAG
Molecule: messenger RNA, 3149 nt
Organism: Volvox carteri f. nagariensis
Lineage: Eukaryota; Viridiplantae; Chlorophyta; Chlorophyceae; Chlamydomonadales; Volvocaceae
Gene: jtnpB6
Product: jordan transposition protein
Exons: 16
Coding region: 27-3149 (1040 amino acids)
Source: RefSeq, a predicted model, not a curated record